AUGCAACGACUGAGGAAUGCCAUCGGACAGCUGCAGGGCAAGCUGCAGCGGCGUGUUCAGGGCCUGAAGCAGCUCGAAGGCUUGGUGGAAGCAGGAAGCAAGAAGGCGAAAACCGCGAAGGAGAAAGCGAUUCUCCACGCUGAGGUGGAAUUGCAGCAAAGCUUCCAAUCAGAGCUGGCAGAGCUGCAGCCUGUCCAAAUCACUGGCCUCAUACUGGAGCUGAUUUGUCACCAGCACGGAGCCGCUUCAGCAGCCUGGAAAGGCAAAACCGAGGAGGAAGCAGCCGUUGUCGUCCAGAUGGUUGCCGAAGCCAGUGCCGCUUCAAACGCAGAGGCUGCUGCCGCCAGCGAGGCCCAGGCCGCCUUGGCUACAGCAGAGGCAACCUCUGCUGAAAGUGAGGCUAUCAGUGGUGCUAACCUGACGGCACGACGUUUGCAAUCGCUUUCCCAAACGCUCCAGGGACAGACAAUCACUCGGCCUGGGCUCAAGAAUCUGUCUGAGAAACUCGCGACGACAUCAGAAGAUCUCUCUCAGCAAGUUGAGGCUUGCAUGGAAGCUCGGCAACGGUUCGGCAAGAUUGAAGAGGAGGAAAUCGAAGCCACGGAAUUGGCCAAAACCUCAGAGGCCACAAGCCUCGAACUCCAGGAGCAAGUGAGAUUGCUCGUCUUGGCUUCAAGUGCAGCCUGUGAGUUGAGAAAUGCAGAAGCAAGCUUGGGCCAGGGAGAGGAGGAGUUAGAAAGGAUCAGUGGGCAGCUGAAUGUCAAAGCUGCAAGCUGUAAAGAGCUUUUUGAGCAAAGGUGUCUUGCCGAAAGCCGAGCAGAAGCGGAGGAGCUCUUGCUGAGCCAGCUUCAGUCAGAAAGUCAAGGGCUAGACUCGCGAUUGCAAAGGGCGGAAGCCAGGCAACAAACCCAGGAGAGACGCUGCAGACAGGAAAGGGCAGAGUGGAAGCAACAGCUCCGACAACACCAGUUGCAUGGCGUGAACGCGCGGAAGAGCAUCGGAAACUUUGCCACAGAGCCGCUUGCAGUCGUCUAUGAAGCGGUCCCGGACCACACCGCGCAAGAAGCAUGGGAGUGCAAUGGUUUGGUGCAAGAGAAGAAUGCACUAGAAGAGCAAGCAAAAGAGUUGCAGAUUCAGCUGGAAGCAACAAGGCGUCGACACCAUACGUUGGUCAAGGAAAAUGACACCGAAAGAUACUUGGCAAAGCGUGGUGAGGAAGUCCUUGCCAAAGAGAUUGCAUCUGCAAGAGGUCGAGUGACCGCAAUGUCGUAUGAGCUCGACCGCCUGCUUCAAGUCACUGCUGGUCCAGAUGCCAGCAACGAUCGCAUCUGCACGAGCUUUUCAGGUCAGGCCAAUCGCGCGAGCGAGAGCGACACUGCCAAGCAGGCUUUUCGAGCUUUCAAGGGCCGAUCCAAGAAGCUGCAGGCUUCAUUGGCACAGGAACAAGAGCAAGGCCGGCAACUGCGAGAUCGAGUUUCCCAGCUCAAGCAUGUCAAUGUUCAGCUUCGUGAGCGCAUCCGGGAUGCUGAGCAGAGAUUACACGUGAGUCGUGAUGACGUGGAGCGAAAGCGGGUGCUUGCUGCAACUUUGCAAAAGCGGCGUCAGGAGUCUGCCGAGCAGACUGCACUUGCAACGCAGCAAGAAGAGGAAAGCAGCAGAUCACUCCAGCAACUUCGGAGUGAUGCUGCGAGAAAGGAUGCUGCCAUCAAAAACUUGCAGAACGAGAUAGCAUCAGCCCAGCGAGAAACAAAUCAAGCCAGUGGCAAAGAUAGAGGUCAGCAAGAAGAAGCCCGAUCCAAAAUGCAGGUCGAGCUGCAUCGCAAGGAGCAGCUACUGCACGACGCGCGUGCAAAGGCACAGCUUCUCAAGACCCGCUUGGAUGCAGAGGUCCGGCGAGAUGUUCGUGCUCGGCGUGUUGCCAGGAGCGUAUCGAGCAGCCGUUUGGAACGAAGCCCAGAGACAGGAAGUGAUGAUUUGGCAGAGUCUCCUUUGCCACCAUCGGGUGCUGAACGUGCAAGGGAACCCGUGUGCAGUCUGGAAUGUCUUAGAAGCUCGGGUUUCUCAGCAGUUGAAGAGCUGUCCGGCAUAAUAUUUCAGGCGGCAAACUCCGCAGACUCUUCCUGGGAACUGUCGACGGCUGUCCAAGAGUCUUUGCAGAUAUUGAACCUCCAGCAGGAGGAUUUGGCAGAGUUCCUGCCCCCAACGGAGACU
This is a messenger RNA of Symbiodinium necroappetens, 2211 nucleotides long. The record is from the annotation of a GenBank genome assembly. Lineage: Eukaryota; Dinophyceae; Suessiales; Symbiodiniaceae.